AUGGAACACCAUACAAACCUUGUGCCGUCUCGUCGUAACUCGGCCGACUCUUCCGCCUCCAUAGAAACAAUGUCUUCACAAACAACACCAAUUUCCACUACUCCUCCCACACCACACGAGUAUGAAAACCUGACAAUACUUCAAUCAGCUCUAGCUUCUGCUCAAACUGCGAGGUCACAAUCUGCUGACGGUGGUUCUAGGACCACAAAUCAUAGGGAGUCAAAAAGAGUCGGUUCUAAACCUCCUCGACAACUUCAAUGUUUUAACUGUGGCAUAAAAAAUACACCGCUCUGGCGUAGAACACCAGACAGAAUGCAUUCACUAUGCAAUGCAUGUGGCCUAUAUUUUAAACAAUAUCAUGAUUAUUCUGAUAUAUCUUCGGAACAUCAAGCGGGCAAUGAAUCUAAUAGCGAAGAAGCAGCACCCGAAACAUCAAUUCAAUCUCCGACGUCAACGCCAACUCCCUCAACACCUCUGUUUUCCGCACUAUUACCCAAUGAACUUUCAUCAAAUCUAAAUUUAUCACCUGUAGUACAAAUGACUACACCUAUACCAUCACCUACCAUACCUCCCGCAUCCUUACCUCCAUCCGGAUCACAUUCGACGAUAUCACCAUCAUCAAUUGCAGCUAUGGCUGAUAUACAAAUCCAAUGUGCUAAUUGUGGUCAAACUCAAACGCCCUUAUGGCGAAAGAAUGACAAGGGACAACCUCUUUGCAAUGCAUGCGGAUUAUAUGCUAAGUUGCAUAAUAGAGAUCGUCCUAUUGCCAUGAGAAAGGCAAAAAUCCAGCGUAGACGUCGUGAUUGGAAUAAAUAUGGUCAUGUUGAAGAUGGACAUUCUACCGAAGAAAACAACGAUUCAUCACAUUAUUCUCAAAAGGGCCCUAUCACAUUACAUACCAUUCUUCCUAAUCAAAGACCAAUAGCACCUAUGACCAUGUCUCCAAGUCUUAUGGCACCUGCCCUUUUGACUUUAGCUACUGCCGCCACCUGUCAGCGGGAACAAAUGUUAUUAGAAGAGCAGCGCCGUCAGCUUCAACAAUUACAACAACAUCAUCACGAAGAGAUAUCUGAUGACCACGAUCAAAAUUCAACAACGCCUGGUCAUAUGCAUACGUCUUUUGAUUAUAAUGAUGAGACAAAAUUUAAAGUUUUGGUGGAUCAGAUGUCUAAAAAUCAGGUGGAAGAUGUGUUGAAGGUUUUGGAGAGGCGGUGCGAGAUUUUGAAAAUGGCAUUAGGAGAAUCACAAUAA
This is a messenger RNA of Acaulospora morrowiae, 1251 nucleotides long. Lineage: Eukaryota; Fungi; Glomeromycota; Glomeromycetes; Diversisporales; Acaulosporaceae. The record is from the annotation of a GenBank genome assembly.